GUUUACUUUAGCUCAACUGCGCGAAAACCUCUCUUUCUCUCUCUCUCUCUCCGGCGAUGGCUUCCGGUGACCAGAGCAAGAAGAGAAAACAGCAUUAUCGCCCGCAAAACAGACCAGUGAAGAAGAAGGGAUCUUACCCUUUGAAGCCAGGCGUUCAAGGUUUCUUCAUCUCUUGCGAUGGUGGACGCGAAUACCAAGCUUCUCAGGAAGCUAUUAACGUCAUUGAUUCCUUUUUCGAGGAGCUAAUACAGGGGACCGACUCGAAAGUUAAUCCUGGUUUGUUUGACAACCCAAUAAACAAAAAAGUUACAUUUUCGUAUAGCGAGGAUGAGGAUGAUGAGGAAGAUGAGAGUAAUUAUGGCGAGGAAGAGGAGAACAAAGGGGAUGGAGAUAAGGCAGUAGUGAGUGAAGGCGGUAAUGAUCAAGUGAAUGAGAAAGAAAUAGCUAGUGAAGGGUCAUGUGAAGUCAAAAAAUUGGCAGAAAAUGAGACUGAAAAAGAGGAAGAAGAUAAAGGGAAUCAGAAGAACGGUGGAGAUGAACCUCCAAGAAAGAAGACAUGUACGGAAGAAGCAAAUCCUUUAGCAAAAGUAAAUGAAAAUGCGGAGAAGUCUAUUGAUAAGUUGAUUGAAGCUGAACUAAAAGAACUUGGGGACAAGAGUAAGAGACGGUUCAUGAAGUUAGAUCCGGGUUGCAACGGUCUGGUCUUCAUCCAAAUGAAAAGGAGAGAUGGUGACCCAAGUCCCAAAGAUAUUGCACAGCAUGCAAUGACAUCUGCUGCUGCCACAAAAAAGCAUAUGUCAAGGUUCAUCCUAAGACUUCUACCAAUUGAAGUAUCGUGUUACCCUUCAGAGGAAGAAAUUUCAAGAGCCAUCAAGCCUCUUGUAGAACAAUACUUCCCCAUUGAGACCGAAAAUCCCCGGAAAUUUGCUGUGUUGUAUGGAGCACGUGCUAACACAGGGCUUGAUAGGAUGAAAAUAAUAAACACGAUCGCCAAAUCUAUUCCUGCCCCUCACAAAGUUGAUUUGAGCAAUCCAGAGAUGUCGAUCGUGGUGGAAGUUGUUAAGACAGUUUGCUUAAUUGGAGUGGUAGAGAAGUACAAGGAGCUAGCAAAGUACAACCUCAGGCAGCUCACGUCGACCAAUUGACACAAUCUCCUCUUCUUCUAUUUUUACCUAUGUUUUGUUUGUUAAGACUGGAGAUGCUCUGUGUUUACUGGAAGUGUUAUAGAGUUCUGGCUCAACUUAUUAAAAUGGCUGAAGUUGCCCUUUAGAUCAAUAAAGGGCAACUCUGAUCAAUAAAGUUUUUCCUUUGAUGAAGUUUGUUCA
Molecule: messenger RNA, 1325 nt
Organism: Arabidopsis lyrata subsp. lyrata
Lineage: Eukaryota; Viridiplantae; Streptophyta; Magnoliopsida; Brassicales; Brassicaceae
Product: THUMP domain-containing protein 1 homolog
Exons: 7
Coding region: 57-1145 (362 amino acids)
Biological process (GO): tRNA modification
Molecular function (GO): RNA binding
Source: RefSeq, a predicted model, not a curated record